Messenger RNA from Saccostrea cuccullata (small rock oyster), 6481 nucleotides. Its product is annotated as centromere-associated protein E-like. NCBI's taxonomy places the organism in Eukaryota, Metazoa, Mollusca, Bivalvia, Ostreida, Ostreidae. The coding region runs from base 3433 to 5433 and encodes 666 amino acids. The record is from RefSeq and is a predicted model, not a curated record. The transcript is spliced from 13 exons.
AAAAAUAACUAUAUAUAUAACGAUGAUGUUAUUACCAAUGUACAUAUUUUUGAACUGUUACAACAUUUUGAAAUACAAAAGGUCUGUACUCUAUCUUUGAUGCACAUACAUGUAACCAAUUGUCUGUUUUGUUGUCCUCGUCUACCAGAUGAGCUGGGAAGAUGGGCAUGUAUGCCAUUCAAUGAAGGACUAUGUACACUUUGUAAUGCUAAUAAAACAUGUUGCCGACGAAUUUCAUUUUAUACUUUUUGAAUCUUAUUUCUGCUUCUGCAGUAAAAUAAUCUUUUAAAUUUCCAAUUCUAGCACUAAAAUCCCCAAUUUAACAAACAUAUCUUUGGUCUAUUGAAAAAUGGAUGAGUUCUUGGUCCUUUUUUAUAUAACAAUAUGUAGAUGAAUAUUUACUAAAUUCGAAGGUAUAUACACAACUCCGCAUAUCCAAUCAUCACACUUUUGAAAAAAGUGACUUACUAGUAUUUAACUUUAACCAAAAAACAUAUUUACAAUCAGUAAUAACAAUCAGUUUUUACAAUCUUUAGUUCUUUAAAUGCUUAAUGAUUUCGUCGCGUACUUUAAAUAUAAAUUCACUCACCUUAUGUUUGAAACUCUUUUUUUCUUAAAUGUUGUGUAGCCUGGGAUAUUACAUGUAACAUCAUCAGAAUUCAUUGAAAACUAGCUUAUCGUAUUGGAUAAUAAGUUCUAUGAAAUCGGUAAAAUUGAGACGGAUUUUAAUCCAGAGACAUUUAAAAAUUAAAAAAUUCAAAUCUGUUUUCUGCUCGAUCAGGUACCAAUACAGAGUUAUUACAUUUUGUUGAUGUCUGUUCAUCUUUUUUCAUAUAAAUAAAGCAAAUCAUAUAAAAGAUACAGUAUUGUAAUAAAAGGAGUGUUAGGUAACAUGUAGAUACUAAUAUAAAGUCUACACGCGUUACUUUUAUAUAAAAAGAGAUAAAAAGACGACACAUGAACCGUUAACUCGUCCUCUACUAAAAUUUACAUAAGUAUCCGAGAGUUCCAAUGUUUAACAUUGCUUGAUAUAUAUGUACUGCAUUGAAUCUUAUUAAAUAUUUGUACUUGGAUUAAGAUCAACAUGUCUGUUAUUUUUUUCCUACUUUAAACAUGUACAUAUAUAUUGUAUUGUUGUUCAUCGUGUGUAAAACACCUAAGGUAAAAUGAUGUAUUUAUUGGUACGUUAAUAAAAUGUGUAUUUUUCAAAUGCAUGAAGUGCAUUCGAUAAAAUGAAUAUGAACAUUUUCCAAACCUAUAAACACAAUGUAAAGGACCUAACUUAUUUAUAUAUUUUAAGAAGGAUGUAUAGCGUAUAUAUUGGCAAAAAUACAACCGAUAAAGUUUUAUAAUGCAUUAUUAUAUGAUUGCAACGUUUAAAAAUAUUUCAAUCUAAAUAUUACGCGAAUCCAUUUUAACAAUGUUAACAACCCCAGCGGAGGUAGUAUUUCUAUGUGAAAGCGAGUAUGCAUUUUAUGCUUUUGACGGGCUCUUAUCGCCGAUAAGGAUCUUUUUAGAGGAACUUGUAAUGGUUCAAUGAAUGAAUGUAUUCGUGUAAUGAGAGAGAGAGAGAGAGAGCAUGGUUUAAAUCAAGAACAGCCGUAACAACAAAUAUUCCUCCAAAAAUAUGUAACAUGUAAAAAAAAAAUUGAUAACCUUUUUUUCAUGGAACUGAAUGAUUACUGUCAUUAUCAUUUAGUCAUUAAUUGACUGCAUAAUAUUAACACCAGGAAUUUUCUUAUAUUUCUAUUCCCUGCAUAUGGAUUUUUAACAUUUGUACCAUUCGAUUUUGAUAAGUGUUUAGGAUAAGGUUGAAGAUAGCUUUCUUUGUAGCCCAGCUAUUUCCAACUAUUUCCCGGGGUCCUUUGUUUCAAGAUUUUUUUCUGUUAAUUAACAGAACACAUAUUGUGAACAUGCCAUCAUCAAUAUUCACUGAGAAAUUUACCCAGUUGAAUUAACUAGUGUGUCUAGUAAAGCGUUCUUCUUGAUUAGCAAUCACUCUGUGUACUAGCUUAAGUAGUGAAAAUUUGAUUGAUGGUCGUAAUGAUACUUAGAUACCUAGUGAAAGUUACUUAUAAAUUCUUAGAUUUACUAAUAUUAUCUAGUAAAUCUACCCAAUACCUAGUAAAACUACUUUUGAGGUAGUGAUUGUAUGGACAGUAAGUUUACUAGUCUUCCCAGUGACUUUCACUAGUUAUUUUUGUUCAGUGUUUUAACAACCAGUGUCACCGGAUAUUGAAUGCAAAAUUAUUGAAAAGUGGCUUAAAAUUAUUAGUUUGAUCUGUUUCGAAUCACAUUGUAUAUACAAUGUAUAUGGAACUACCAAAUUAAUAAAUGUUUGCCAAAGACAUGAUCCCUACGGUGAGAGAACUUUUGAAAAAUGUGGUCGUUAUUCAAAGAAAAGCCAGCUGUGUAAUGUAUAAGAAAAUACUAGAAUCUCUUUACACACUCUGUUUAAAAUAUAAAUUCAUUUGACAUCCAACUAUCUAGCUCUCCAAGGCUUCAUUUAGUAUUUUUAUUUUAUGUAUAUUGAGACUUUUUAAAUGAUAAAUCAUAUGUCUCCCAUUCUAUUAAUUUUCGAUCUUGUUUGACACCUGUAGUUUGGGGUUAAUUGUUUUUUAUUUGAUGUUUAGAAAGGGCAUUUUUGCACAUGGUACCAAUUUCUUGAUCCCUGACAUCUUUUUCCUGUCUCACGAUAUCAAUAUCAUUUACGCAAAAUUGUUAUCAACUUUAUGGUUAGUUAUUAUGAUUGUGUUCCUUGAAUUUGUUUUGCUUAGCUCUACUUAAUUUCAGUCUUGUAAAUGAAUGUCAGGCGGAUUUCCCUUGCUCUUGCAACUUUCUUGUGAUCAUUUGCGGGUCAUUAUGCACGUGGGCGGAUUUGUCAGAGAUAAGAUGUUUGUGAAUUUAUAUUCCCUUCAAUCCAAGAAAUUCUAAUUGGCUUAAAUUAAAUUGUUUCUAAAAUGACGUUAAACAAUUUAUCAUAUACCGACUGAUACUGAGUCACUAUAUUUAUUGCAUAUAACAAAACGUGUAACAGAACGUAUACACUAUAACAAAUUAAGCUAUAGAAUAGUGAUUGGGCUAAUUUUGAAAAUUGCAUAUUGUAUCAGUUUUCCACAUAACCUCUAUCUCUCUCUAUUUCUCCAUUUCUCUCUCCCUUUCUCUCUUUGAACGCCUUCCCAAACAAUCAAUGUAAUUAUUGUUUAUUUUAUGAAUGCUACAUGUAUAUAAACGUUAGGGUAAUGCAUUAAGAUAAAAUCAUCAUUUUGUGAUAGUUCAAAGAUGAAAGAUUGGUAUAAAGACAUAGUUAUCUUUCCGUUGCAAGUUUGUACCACGUGCCGAGUAUUUUGUGUUUGCUAUUCGAUGUCGUUGCAGCGUUUAUGUCUUAGCAUAUUACACCCUUGAUCGUGUUAGAGCUCGGUGACAAUAGUCAUGGAAGGAAAAUGGACCAUAAGCGAAAAUUUUUUAAUUCAACAAACGGAAAAUGGCGAAAAGAAGACAAAAAUCAAGAAUGUAAGAGCUGGUGCAAUUUUAAACCGUAUCGAUAUUGUUCUGGAGAGUAAUGAAACAAUUUCAUUGAAUCUGAAAGAUGUUUACUCAGCAAAGGGGGAUAUCAAAGAGGAAACACGCUCAUCACGUUCGAAGUUUCUUGAAUGGUGGAAGGAGACACAGGAAAGCGUCGAAUGUCUGGAAAAGGGAGACCCAAAAAUUGAGGAAGAAGUCCAAAAUACUGACAAAGAAGAGCAGGGGCAUGAAGAAAAUGAAACCGUCGUUGAGCAAAAAAGCAUUGACAAAGAAGUAAUUAAGAAGCAUCUGAUUGGUUCUAGAGUUCAAGUGCACAUCUCCAAUCUUGUACCGCCUGCCGAAGGGAACAUGGUUAGGGCACUGGAUAAUGAUCAUGUAGAUAAAAUAUGUCAGCAAUUAAAACUCGCUCAUGGUCAUUACACUACCUUGAUCGGUGUUCUAAAGGAGGGCAGAAAUAAUAUAAGUAACAUCGAUGAUUUAAAAAACCCGAAUGUGGAAAAAAUAGAGGUCAUUGGAGGUAAUCAUACAAGAGAAGCGCUACAACAGCUUCAUAGAGACGGAGAUAUAGAUCAGCAGUUUUGCGUCCUGAUGGACAUCUAUCAAAAUUUAUCACAAGGCCAAGUAUUUCAUCUUGGAUACUUGCAUAAUGAAAUGCAUGAGUCUUCCAAGAAGAUGUCCUUUCCAGAAAAGGUGAUACUCUUCCGAAAACUAAGAGAAACAAACGAGACAUCAAACAAAACUGCAAAGCAGAAUGCUGCUAUUUGGCGGGGAAGAGUAGCAACAAUUACAAAUAAAACGAAAAACGAAAUUAAAAACUGUUUCCGUGUGCACUUGAAUCUUGCAUCGCUUCCGGAAGAUCUUUGGAAAGAACUUGUAAAGGUUUUUAAUGCAAGUCAGGAAAGAAGGCUGAAAGGAGUAAAAUCAACAGACGAUUUGUCCCAAUAUCACUUCUUUCACUUCUCCAAAGUGAAGACAGUGGAGGAGAAGAAAACAUUGCUGUCUGAGUUAGCAGAGGGAAACAUUACUUUGGAGGAAUUUCGGGAAAGGACUUUAAGACCGAGGCAAAAGACGGGGAAGAAAAGUGCAGAACCAACAACUGAAAACAAAGUUGAUAACACAGUAAGUGCAUCAAACGAGGACAAGAAGGAUUUAUCUGAUUCAGAACAUAUUGAUGAAGAAAGCAAAGAAGAUGAAAAGAUCAAAAGGCAAGUUCUUGAGCUGCGUCAACAAAUGAAAGAAUCGGAAGAAAAGAUUAAAGAGGCUGAGAAAAAAAUAUCAACAUAUUCAGAAUUAGUACUAAAGCAAAAGGAAGAAUUGGACCAGUUAAAGGAGAAAAUACAUGAACAGGAAAUAGAGAUUUUGAAUUUAAGGAAAUCAGAAGAAAACCUUCAGAACCAAGUUACCAGUGAGCGUGAGAAGUGUAUGUUGGCAGAAGAUGCCGCUGCAAGAGCAAGAUCCAAGUUCUCAGAUAAAUGUGACAACAAGAAGAAGAGUGAAAAGAGGCCUGCUGAUGAGGAUUUAAACCUUAAAGUUUCAGAAAAUCAAAAAAGAACAAAGCUCACAAAAAACGAUCAUUCUCUUCCAAAAGAUGAAUUGAAAAACAAGGUUACAGUUGUAGCUGUUGAUUUCAAUGAGAAAGUGUACCUAGGAAUGAUUGAUAAAACCAACAACAUCACAUUCGCGAAAAAACCCAUCGGAAAAAUUUCUCAAACAUUAACAACAAUGGAUAUAAAAGAUAUUUGUCUAACCUUAAAUACCAAAGAUGUUAUGCAAAUGGACAAAAAAUUUAUUAUAUGUUCUUCAAAGUCUGUUUUGGAAGAUGAUAAACUUGUCCUUACAAAGAAAGAAAUACAGUCCAUGAUAACAUCUGUUACAGAAUAUGGAAUGGAAAAGAAAUCUAACAAAUAAUUAAUAAAAUUAUCACAUGUUUCGAACAUAUCAAUCGUCUUGAAGCGCUGCUCAAGAAGAAUUUCUUUAUUAUGUAUUUGAGGUCAAUUGUAUAUUUCUUGCAAAAUUAUUGUACAUGAAUUAAAUUUCAAUCUUGUUUUACCUAUUCUUUUUUUAAAUUUUAGACAUUCAUUUGUAGCACGUAUUUGUUUAGUAUGUUAAUAUCCGUAUGAAUCAACCAUUUGCCUAUGCAUACUGUAAUGUGAUUGUAUUAGACUUUAAUUUUUCAUUGUAAUGACUCUUUCACAAUUAAUGUAGGGCUCAUUGUCCAUGUCCACUGUAGUUACAUUGUAUGUUUGUAUAUUUAUUUUGUAUAGAAGUAACGAUACAGUAACAUUUUUUUUUCAAAUACCUUAGAUUUGCAAAUAUGUCUUGGAGGAAUGUUACUUUGUGAUUGGUUGAACACCACUUCUUGAAACAUAAAAAUAACUGAUUCUCAUAUUUAGUCUUGUCAUAAAUGAUUUUAAAGUUUGAGGAAUGUUAGAUGAACUCUGUCCAAUAUGUAUAACUGUAAGACCUCAAACCCUUAAGAUACUUCAAUGUUGAAAUUAAGUCUGGUUCUAACCUAUUUCAAAGAUGGAGGAAUGUUACUCUGUCCAGUGUGUAUGACUGUAAGAUCUUAAAGCAUUAAUGUACUUCAAUGUUGAUAUAAGGUUUGGUUAUAAAUUAUUUUAAAGAUGGAGGAAUGUUACUCUGUCCAAUUUGUGUGACUUUAAGAUCUUAAAGCAUUAAUGCACUUCAAUGUUGAUAUUAGGUCUGGUUAUGAACGAUUUUAAAGAUGGAGAAAUGUUACUCUGUCCAAUUUAUUUGACCUUAAAGAUCUUUAAGUAUCAAUGUAAUUCAAUGUUGAAUUUACAUCUCUGGCUAUAAACAAUUGUAAGGUUGAAAGAAUGUUGCUCUGACCAAUUUGUGUGACUUUAAGAUCUUAAAGCCUUAAUGUACUUCAAUGUUGAUAUAAAGUCUGAUUUUAAAGAUGGAGGAAUAUUACUCUGUCCAGUUUGUGUGACUG